This is a messenger RNA of Condylura cristata (star-nosed mole), 10646 nucleotides long. RefSeq names its product inositol 1,4,5-trisphosphate receptor, type 2 (gene ITPR2). Gene Ontology annotation, biological process: calcium ion transmembrane transport. Gene Ontology annotation, molecular function: inositol 1,4,5-trisphosphate-gated calcium channel activity; inositol 1,4,5 trisphosphate binding. The coding region runs from base 296 to 8401 and encodes 2701 amino acids. NCBI's taxonomy places the organism in Eukaryota, Metazoa, Chordata, Mammalia, Eulipotyphla, Talpidae. The record is from RefSeq and is a predicted model, not a curated record. The transcript has 57 exons. Gene Ontology annotation, cellular component: endoplasmic reticulum; membrane.
UGUUGGAGAGAAAAGUUCGGAAAGGAACAGGAAACCUGCCGGGGAAGCAGCGGCGGCGACUUCUCUCGGCGCCCAGGCCGCGCACUCCGCGGUGUCCACCGCUGCGGCUUCGCUCCUGGUAGGCUUCUCCGACGCGGGGCCACUCUGCGCCCCAAAUCUCCGUGCCAGCGGCCGCACUCUCGCCACUGCAGCCCGGCGCUCCCCUGCGCCUCUGCGGCGGCGGCUUCCCGAAGAGAGGACCGCCGGCUGCCGCGCAGCGAAGCGGAGGGACGCCUACUUUGGAGCAUGAAGCAGCAUGUCUGAUAAAAUGUCCAGCUUCCUCUACAUCGGGGACAUCGUGUCCCUGUACGCAGAGGGCUCGGUCAACGGCUUCAUCAGCACGCUGGGGUUAGUGGAUGACAGAUGUGUGGUCCAUCCAGAGGCUGGAGACCUUGCCAACCCUCCCAAGAAGUUCAGAGACUGCCUCUUCAAGGUGUGCCCCAUGAACCGAUAUUCUGCCCAGAAACAAUACUGGAAAGCUAAACAGGCCAAACAAGGGAACCACACAGAAGCAGCCUUGUUGAAGAAAUUACAGCAUGCUGCAGAACUGGAGCAAAAACAAAAUGAAUCUGAAAAUAAGAAACUGUUGGGAGAAAUUGUGAAAUACAGUAAUGUUAUACAACUACUGCAUAUAAAAAGCAACAAGUAUCUGACUGUCAACAAGAGACUGCCUGCCCUCCUGGAGAAGAACGCCAUGCGGGUGUCCUUGGAUGCAGCCGGGAAUGAAGGGUCUUGGUUUUACAUUCAUCCCUUCUGGAAGCUGCGAAGCGAGGGUGACAAUAUUGUUGUAGGAGAUAAAGUUGUUUUGAUGCCCGUGAAUGCAGGACAGCCUCUACAUGCCAGUAACAUCGAGCUUCUGGAUAAUCCAGGGUGCAAAGAGGUGAAUGCUGUUAAUUGCAACACCAGCUGGAAAAUCACAUUAUUCAUGAAAUAUAGUUCCUAUCGAGAAGACGUUCUAAAAGGAGGCGACGUUGUUAGAUUGUUUCAUGCGGAGCAAGAGAAAUUUCUGACUUGCGAUGAAUAUGAGAAAAAGCAGCAUAUCUUUCUUCGCACCACCUUGCGCCAGUCGGCUACUUCCGCCACGAGUUCCAAAGCACUCUGGGAAAUAGAGGUUGUUCAUCAUGACCCCUGCCGUGGGGGCGCAGGGCAGUGGAACAGCUUGUUCAGAUUCAAACACCUGGCCACCGGGAACUACUUGGCAGCAGAGCUUAAUCCUGAUUAUCGAGAUGCCCAAAAUGAAGGGAAAAGCAUGAGAGAGGGAGAUCUUCCAAGUUCAAAGAAGAAACGCCAGGCAGGGGAGAAGAUCAUGUACACUCUGGUCUCAGUUCCACAUGGAAAUGACAUUGCGUCUCUUUUUGAACUGGAUGCCACAACUCUUCAGAGAGCUGAUUGCCUGGUUCCAAGGAACUCAUAUGUUCGGUUAAGGCAUUUAUGUACCAAUACAUGGGUAACUAGUACGAGUAUCCCCAUAGACACAGAUGAAGAGAGACCUGUUAUGCUGAAGAUUGGAACUUGCCAAACGAAAGAGGAUAAGGAAGCCUUUGCCAUCGUGUCUGUUCCACUGUCUGAGGUCCGAGAUCUAGACUUUGCCAAUGAUGCAAAUAAGGUGCUGGCGACCACCGUGAAAAAGCUGGAGAAUGGCACCAUCACUCAGAAUGAAAGGAGGUUUGUAACCAAAUUACUGGAAGACCUCAUCUUCUUUGUUGCUGAUGUACUUAAUAAUGGACAAGAAGUUCUGGAUGUGGUUAUCACUAAGCCAAACCGAGAGCGUCAAAAAUUAAUGAGGGAACAAAACAUAUUGGCACAGGUAUUUGGGAUUCUGAAAGCACCAUUUAAGGAGAAAGCAGGGGAGGGCGCAAUGCUGAGGCUUGAAGAUCUGGGGGACCAGAGAUAUGCUCCCUACAAGUACAUGCUGAGGCUGUGUUACCGUGUGCUGAGACAUUCACAGCAGGACUACCGCAAGAACCAGGAAUACAUUGCUAAGAAUUUCUGUGUCAUGCAGUCCCAGAUCGGCUAUGAUAUUUUGGCAGAAGACACCAUCACAGCUUUGUUGCACAACAACAGGAAACUACUAGAGAAACAUAUCACAGCAAAAGAAAUAGACACAUUUGUCAGUUUACUCAGGAGAAAUCGCGAGCCAAGAUUUUUGGACUACUUAUCUGAUCUGUGUGUGUCGAAUACUACCGCUAUCCCUGUGACUCAAGAACUCAUCUGUAAAUUUAUGUUGAGCCCAGGGAAUGCAGACAUUCUCAUUCAGACUAAGCUAGUCUCAAUGCAAGUCGAUAACCCCAUGGAGAGUGCCAUCCUUGCGGACGACAUUGAUGAUGAAGAAGUCUGGCUGUACUGGAUCGACAGCAACAAGGAACCGCAUGGCAAAGCUAUUAGGCACCUGGCUCAAGAAGCCAAAGAGGGCACCAAAGCUGAUUUGGAAGUUCUUACCUAUUACAGGUACCAGCUGAACCUCUUUGCACGAAUGUGCUUGGAUCGCCAGUAUCUGGCCAUAAACCAGAUCUCCACGCAGCUGUCUGUGGAUCUGAUCCUGCGGUGUGUGUCCGACGAGAGCUUGCCCUUUGACCUCCGGGCAUCUUUCUGCCGCCUCAUGCUCCACAUGCAUGUUGACCGGGACCCGCAGGAGUCUGUGGUGCCCGUGCGCUAUGCCAGACUCUGGACAGAAAUUCCUACAAAGAUCACAAUUCAUGAAUAUGAUUCUAUAACAGACUCUUCCAGAAAUGAUAUGAAGCGGAAGUUUGCAUUGACAAUGGAAUUUGUUGAAGAAUAUUUGAAAGAAGUUGUAAAUCAGCCUUUUCCUUUUGGGGAUAAGGAAAAAAACAAACUGACAUUUGAGGUGGUGCACUUGGCUCGAAAUCUUAUCUACUUUGGAUUUUAUAGUUUCAGUGAACUCUUAAGACUAACAAGGACACUUCUGGCUAUCCUAGAUAUUGUACAGACCCCCAUGUCAUCGUAUUUGGAAAGAUUAAGCAAAUUUCAAGACGGAGGAAACAACGUGAUGAGAACCAUCCACGGGGUGGGAGAGAUGAUGACGCAGAUGGUGCUUAGCCGAGGCUCCAUCUUCCCCAUGAGUGUGCCUGACAUCCAGCCCAGCAUCCACCCCAGCAAGCAAGGGAGCCCGGUGGAACAGGAGGACGUGACCGUCAUGGACACUAAGCUGAAGAUUAUUGAGAUUUUACAGUUCAUCCUGAGUGUCAGACUUGACUACAGGAUCUCAUAUAUGCUGUCCAUAUAUAAGAAGGAAUUUGGAGAAAAUAACGAAAGUACUGAAAGCCCUACCAGCGGCUCACCAGAUACCUUACUGCCAUCAGCUAUUGUUCCUGAUAUUGAUGAAAUUGCAGCUCAGGCAGAAACUAUGUUUGCUGGAAGAAAGGAAAAAACUCCAGUUCAGCUGGAUGAUGAAGGAGGCAGGACAUUUUUGCGGGUGCUCAUCCACCUCAUCAUGCAUGACUACCCCCCUCUGCUCUCAGGGGCCUUGCAGCUGCUUUUCAAGCACUUCAGCCAGAGGGCCGAAGUCCUACAGGCGUUUAAACAGGUGCAACUGCUAGUGUCCAAUCAGGAUGUGGAUAACUACAAACAAAUCAAGGCUGAUCUGGACCAGCUGCGACUGACUGUAGAAAAAUCUGAGUUAUGGGUUGAGAAGAGCAGUAACUAUGAGAAUGGAGAAAUGGGUGAAAGUCAAGUAAAAGGUGGAGAAGAGCCAAUUGAGGAAUCCAACAUUUUGAGUCCAGUACAGGACGGAACAAAGAAACCUCAGAUUGACAGCAACAAAGGCAAUAAUUACCUGAUUGUAAAGGAGAUUUUGAUUAGGCUAAGUACACUCUGCGUGCAGAACAAGAAGUGCCGGAUUCAACACCAGCGACUGCUGAAGAAUAUGGGGGCGCACUCCGUGGUGCUGGAUCUGCUGCAGAUCCCUUAUGAAAAGAAUGAUGAGAAGAUGAAUGAAGUGAUGCAUCUGGCUCACACGUUCCUGCAGAAUUUCUGCCGCGGAAAUCCACAGAAUCAAGUUCUCCUUCAUAAACAUCUGAAUUUGUUUUUAACACCUGGUCUCCUGGAGGCCGAGACCAUGCGGCACAUCUUCAUGAACAAUUACCACCUGUGCAGCGAGAUCAGCGAGCGCGCGGUGCAGCACUUCGUGCGCUGCGUGGAGACGCACGGCCGCCACGUGGAGUACCUGCGGUUUCUGCAGACCAUCGUGAAGGCCGACGGCAAAUACGUGAAGAAAUGCCAGGACAUGGUGAUGACAGAGUUGAUCAAUGGGGGUGAAGAUGUGCUGAUAUUUUACAACGAUCGAGCAUCGUUUCCCAUCCUGCUCAACAUGAUGUGUUCAGAGAGAGACCGGGGAGAUGAGAGCGGCCCCCUUGCCUACCACAUCACCCUUGUGGAGCUGCUGGCAGCGUGCACAGAGGGCAAGAAUGUCUACACUGAAAUCAAGUGCAACUCCCUGCUGCCCCUGGACGACAUCGUGAGGGUGGUGACCCACAGUGACUGCAUCCCAGAGGUCAAAAUUGCUUAUGUGAACUUCGUUAAUCACUGCUACGUUGACACUGAAGUGGAAAUGAAAGAAAUCUACACAAGUAACCACAUUUGGAAAUUAUUUGAGAACUUCUUGGUGGAUAUGGCAAGGGUGUGCAACACGACCACAGACAGGAAGCACGCCGACACGGCCCUGGAGAAGUGUGUCACUGAGUCGGUCAUGAGCAUCGUCAGCGGCUUCUUCAACUCCCCCUUCUCAGACAACAGCACCAGCCUCCAGACACACCAGCCAGUUUUCAUCCAGCUGCUGCAGUCCGCCUUCAGAAUCUACAACUGCACCUGGCCCAGCCCAGCCCAGAAAGCCUCUGUGGAGUCCUGUAUCAGAACUUUGGCUGAAGUGGCAAAGAAUCGUGGAAUUGCCAUCCCAGUGGAUUUGGACAGCCAAGUGAACACUCUCUUCAUGAAGAGCCACUCCAAUAUGGUGCAGAGAGCGGCCAUGGGCUGGAGAUUGUCAGCUCGCUCUGGACCACGCUUUAAAGAAGCUCUUGGAGGGCCUGCUUGGGACUACAGAAAUAUUAUUGAAAAGUUACAGGACGUGGUGGCCUCCUUGGAGCAGCAGUUCAGCCCGAUGAUGCAGGCUGAGUUCUCCGUGCUGGUCGAUGUGCUGUAUAGUCCGGAGCUGCUGUUCCCUGAGGGGAGCGAUGCCAGGAUACGAUGUGGCGCCUUCAUGUCCAAGUUGAUUAAUCAUACAAAGAAAUUAAUGGAAAAAGAAGAAAAGCUGUGCAUUAAAAUUCUUCAGACUUUGCGAGAAAUGCUGGAGAAGAAAGACAGCUUUGUGGAAGAGGGUAACACGUUAAGAAAAAUACUCCUGAAUCGAUAUUUUAAAGGUGAUUAUGGAGUUGGUGUGAAUGGACACCUCUCUGGAACCUACUGCAAGUCUCCCCAAGGAGGAGGAAGCUUUUCUGGACAAGAUUCAGAUAAGACUGGGAUAUCACUCUCGGACAUUCAGUGCCUGCUGGAUAAGGAAGGUGCAUCUGAACUCGUCAUUGAUGUCAUAGUGAACACGAAAAAUGACAGAAUUUUUUCAGAAGGCAUUUUACUGGGUAUUGCCUUACUGGAAGGAGGAAACACACAAACUCAGUAUUCUUUCUACCAGCAGUUGCAUGAACAAAAAAAGUCAGAAAAGUUCUUCAAAGUUCUUUAUGACCGAAUGAAGACUGCUCAGAAAGAGAUUAGAUCAACAGUGACGGUGAAUACCAUAGACUUGGGAAACAAAAAGAGAGAUGAGGACAGCGAGUUGAUGACGUCUGGCCCACGGCUGAGAGCAAGAGAGUCAACUUUACAUUUAAAAGAGGGAAUGAAAGGCCAAUUAACAGAAGCUUCUUCAGCAACAUCCAAAGCAUACUGCGUGUACAGAAGAGAAAUGGAUCCGGAAACGGACAUCAUGUGUGCAGGGGUGGACACGGCAAACGCCGAAGACAGGUCUGCAGAGGAAGUGACCAUGAGCCCAGCCAUCACCAUCAUGCAGCCCAUACUGAGGUUUCUGCAGUUACUCUGUGAGAAUCACAACCGGGAGCUGCAGAACUUCUUGAGGAAUCAGAACAACAAAACAAAUUACAACCUUGUCUGUGAGACCCUUCAGUUUCUGGACUGCAUUUGUGGGAGUACAACAGGGGGCCUGGGCCUCUUGGGUCUCUACAUCAAUGAGAAGAACGUUGUGUUGGUCAACCAGACCUUGGAGAGCCUGACUGAGUAUUGCCAGGGCCCGUGCCAUGAAAACCAGACUUGUAUUGCUACUCAUGAAUCAAAUGGGAUUGACAUCAUCAUUGCUUUAAUUCUCAAUGACAUCAACCCUCUUGGUAAAUACCGGAUGGACCUCGUGCUUCAACUCAAGAACAAUGCUUCCAAGCUCUUACUGGCCAUCAUGGAAAGCAGACACGACAGUGAGAAUGCAGAGAGAAUUCUUUUUAACAUGAGACCCCGAGAACUGGUGGAUGUGAUGAAGAAUGCCUAUAACCAAGGGCUGGAAUGCGAUCAUGGAGAUGAUGAGGGUGGAGACGAUGGCGUUUCCCCUAAAGAUGUCGGACACAACAUCUACAUUCUUGCCCAUCAGUUGGCUCGUCACAACAAACUGUUACAGCAGAUGCUCAAGCCAGGAUCAGAUCCAGACGAUGGUGACGAAGCCCUGAAACAUUAUGCCAACCACACAGCCCAGAUCGAGAUUGUUCGGCAUGACAGGACCAUGGAACAAAUCGUUUUUCCUGUGCCCAAUAUAUGUGAAUACCUUACACGAGAAUCCAAGUUCCGUGUGUUCAACACAACCGAGAGGGAUGAGCAAGGAAGCAAAGUGAAUGACUUUUUCCAGCAAACAGAAGAUCUCUACAGUGAAAUGAAGUGGCAGAAGAAAAUCAGGAAUAACCCUGCGCUGUUCUGGUUCUCGAGGCACAUAUCACUCUGGGGAAGCAUCUCCUUCAACUUGGCUGUGUUCAUCAAUUUAGCUGUUGCGCUUUUCUACCCUUUUGGGGAUGAUGGAGAUGAAGGUACACUUUCUCCAUUGUUCUCAGUUCUUCUUUGGAUGGCAGUUGCAGUCUGCACGUCUAUGCUGUUUUUCUUCUCCAAGCCUGUGGGUAUUCGGCCAUUCCUUGUGUCUGUGAUGCUCCGAUCCAUCUACACCAUAGGCCUCGGGCCCACACUAAUCCUCCUGGGUGCAGCUAAUCUUUGUAAUAAAAUAGUAUUCCUGGUGAGUUUUGUUGGGAACCGUGGCACGUUCACCCGAGGGUACCGAGCGGUCAUCCUGGAUGUGGCCUUUCUCUACCACGUAGCCUAUGUCCUGGUUUGCAUGCUGGGCCUCUUUGUCCACGAAUUCUUCUAUAGCUUCCUGCUCUUUGACUUGGUGUACAGAGAAGAGACUCUGCUCAACGUCAUAAAAAGUGUCACCCGCAAUGGCCGCUCCAUCAUCCUCACCGCCGUGCUCGCACUCAUCCUGGUCUACCUGUUUUCCAUCAUUGGGUUCCUUUUCUUGAAAGAUGACUUCACAAUGGAAGUGGAUCGGCUGAAAAACAGAACCCCCACAACAGGUAGUCACAGCGUCCCCACCACGAUGCUGACUUCGGUGAUGGGCACGUGUCUGAAGGAGAACUGCUCAACCGCCAUCCCUGCUCCAGAAACAGCAGAUGGAGAGUAUGAAGAUGGCAUCGAGAGGACCUGUGACACCCUCCUCAUGUGCAUUGUCACGGUCCUGAACCAGGGCCUAAGGAACGGGGGCGGUGUGGGCGACGUGCUGAGGCGGCCAUCAAAAGAUGAGCCCUUAUUUGCUGCCCGAGUGGUGUAUGACCUUCUGUUUUACUUCAUUGUUAUCAUUAUCGUUCUCAACUUGAUUUUUGGUGUUAUCAUUGAUACUUUUGCUGAUCUCAGAAGUGAAAAACAGAAAAAAGAAGAAAUUCUAAAGACAACUUGCUUCAUCUGUGGACUCGAAAGGGACAAGUUCGACAAUAAAACUGUUUCAUUUGAGGAGCACAUCAAGUCAGAACACAACAUGUGGCACUAUCUGUACUUCCUUGUCCUGGUGAAGGUCAAAGACCCGACUGAGUACACUGGACCUGAAAGCUACGUGGCUCAGAUGAUUGUGGAGAAGAAUUUAGACUGGUUCCCUCGAAUGAGAGCAAUGUCCCUCGUCUGCAACGAAGGGGACAGUGAGCAAAAUGAGAUUCGGAACCUGCAGGAGAAGCUGGAGUCAACCAUGAGUCUGGUCAAACAGCUGUCGGGGCAGCUGGCAGAGCUGAAGGAACAGAUGACAGAACAAAGGAAGAAUAAGCAGAGACUGGGCUUUCUGGGAUCAAACACACCCCAUGUGAAUCAUCACAUGCCACCACACUGAGACCCUGGGGGAGCCGUGACGAGCCUUUCAGCAGUGUCCUGCCCGCUCGCUCGCUGAAUAAAGAACUGAGAUGGAGGGAGUGAACAGCGCCUAUUGUUGGAAAGCUAAAAACAACCCAGCACCAAGAUGUCGAGUGGUUUCGCUCUGAGAACAAUCUAUAACUGUGCUCUCAUGCCUGAGAAGACCAUGCUCAGAAUGCAGCCUCCAGAAAGCACACCCGCGCCCGGCUGAGGCCAGCAGCCCGCAGGGACGCAGACACCACAUGGAGGCAGGCAGAGCCAAGGCCGGCGUUUUGCCUCCCAGGCUGACGGCAACCUUUGCAUGGCUUGGGUGGAGUUUCUUUUAAUUACGGUAUAUGGGUUAGUGACCCAGGCAGUCCUGCUCGGGUGACUGUUUCAGAAAACAACUGAAAAUGAGAGUUGCAAUGAAAGCUGUUCACGCUUCCAAACUGGCUGUGGCAGGCAGUAUCCCCCGUGGUCGCUCGCAGCGCCAGGGACUCAAAGCUCUGGGGACUUGUGUCUGGAGCCUCGGCCCCUCCCGCUAACAAGAAGACUGGAAUGUGAUUGUGGACUCCAGAUUCAGGAGGAGGGGUCCAUGUACCUUGGUCAAAACAGGUUCUAAUGAUGUCUGGGCUAAGAUUUUUAAGAGCUUUUGGGCAGAAAAGGUUGGCAGAAAGCCCUAAGAAAGGAUUUUUGAGAACAUGUGUAUGCUAUUAAAAUAUAUGGAGAUGAGUAAGUGAAAAUACUUAAAGGUGACAGAAAUAUUGAGAAGCUGGUGAUGAUGGCAUUGCCUUUUAUCACGGUGGAGUUUUCUCAAUUCAGGUUUGCUGUGCUUAAAAAUCAGAAUGGUUUUAUUUAUCUAACCCCUCCUGCAGGUAGGAAAUGAAAACCCAAGAAAUUUAUUGACUGCUCAAUAAAAUGCCAUACAUUUCAAACUGUGUAAGAAUGUCUGGAAAUGUAAAAAAAAAUAAUUAACUCCUCCUCAGAUUGUUAAGUUAUUCCACCAGAAUGUGUGAAGGGGGAAAUAACCUACCAUGCUCCCACUCUUCUUAGAGACCACUUUCAGAGGGACAGGACCAUGGGCUUCAUGUGGUGGGGAGCAGACACACAACACCUAACUCUGGAAGUCACUUUGGAAAGUAACCUCUGCCCUCUACCCCCACCGGCACACAGAUUCCUCCCGAGUAAUUAAAUUCUCCAGUUAUUGCUACCAUGGUUUAAGGUUCCCCUUUUAAAUGAUUGGGGUGCUUUAAUGCAGAUUAGCCUUUUGGCUCCUAAAGUUCUCAAGUCGUGGUCCAUCUAGGUAGAAUAUAAAGGAUGCCCAAACUGAGCCUCCUUCUUCACGCAGCCUUAAAAGGUACACUCAGAGCCGAGUGAUGGAAGUGCGAUGAGUUUUUUAACUGAAUCUGGUGGCACCCCUCCCCCCACCUAAUAUCUCCCCCAACCUAAAGUUUCCUCAUUCUGACUUCAUAGCAUUUUUCCCGCGGGUCAUCAAAGAACCUCACUCUAGAUGGAAGUAGACCAAAGCCACCAGUCUUUAAAUCCAAGACCAUCACUGUCACGAACAGCACUAGAUGACAAGUCCACUUCCAAGUGUUUUCACAGGCAGAGAGUUCUGUCAGGUAGGGAAAAGAAGAGACAGGAGAACGUCACCAUCCUCCCAUCUGGGAGCCCACCUCGGCUUCAGCACAAACACAGUCUUUCUGACAUCUGAGCGUUGAGAGUGCACUGAUGUGUACAAAUGCGAGUGACCUGCUUUUCAGAUAAUGAACUCUUGUUCUUCGGACACUCCUUGUCCUGUUGUGCAGGGACUACACCAUUGAGUACCCAGAACUCUAUCAAAGCCUGGCCUGACCCUGCCACUGGCUCACGGCAGCUGGCCAUGGCACAGAAUGUUUUCUCCUCUCCAAAAGAAAGGGCAACUAACACAACUCUUAUUUGAUCAGAAUUGAAAUAUCUUUCCUCAUGUUUUUCUUUUCUGCCUAACUACUUCAGAAAUGAUCAAGCAAAAUAAAAACAAGCAAAUUUUUAAAAAGGCACUUUUCAGACUGUAAUAGGCAUGACAGAGAAGAUAAUAAUGGGGAAAAAUUGAUGUUUGAUAUAAAUUUGUAUUUGCUAUGUAUAUGUUUGCUAAUGCAAGUGGAAUAUUUGACCUAGGUGUUAAUUAGCAUCCUUGUAUUUAUAUAGUGAUAUUAAAAUAAAUACAAUCAUCUUUGAUUUUGAUGCUAAAGGAAAUGUUUUCCUAC